Molecule: messenger RNA, 1411 nt
Organism: Selaginella moellendorffii
Lineage: Eukaryota; Viridiplantae; Streptophyta; Lycopodiopsida; Selaginellales; Selaginellaceae
Exons: 2
Coding region: 50-1411 (453 amino acids)
Molecular function (GO): acyltransferase activity, transferring groups other than amino-acyl groups
Source: RefSeq, a predicted model, not a curated record
AGGCCAAUAUAUUGCACAAAGCUAUCCUGGCCAAUUCAGCUCGUGAAGUAUGGCUGCUGUAACUCUAACUUCUGUUUCAACUGUUUCUCCAGCAACAGCAGGGAGGCAACAAUCUUGGGCAGCUCUUUCCAAUCACAAGAGCUUCUUCUAUGUCAAGGAUGUCUACUACUUUAAACCCAGCUGUAAGAGUCCCUUUGCUCUCGUCGUGGAAGAGCUCAAGCAGUCCCUUGCGAGCGCUCUAAGUGUAGAAGAGUACUCUUUCCUGGCAAAAGCACAGGUGGUGUUGACCAUCGCUCACGCCAUUGCAAGGUUUGACGAUUGGGAGAGCAUGGAUCGCUGCUCCAUCCGAGACGAGCUUUGCAAGAUUGAUGAGUGCUCUGACGGAUCACCAGUGUGCCGGAUCCAGGUGACACGAUUUAGCUGUGGUGGAAUUGCAAUUGGAUUUGCCGUCUUGGAUGGGUUGGCAUCCUCAGCACUCCAGUUUCCAAAGUGGUGGGCCGAAGUCAAUCGUGGUACGACCAUGUCAACGCCGGAGAGUGGUGGUGAUUUAGAGGCGACGUCGAGUGGUUUAGUGAAGUUGGCCAAAGCGGCCAGUGCAACCAUUGGCAAUCCUGUCAAGCGAGAGGUUUUGGUGAUCAAUCCUUGCAAAGUGGACGACCUGGUCCGUGAGAUUGGUGGUACGCCUCUCGAGGCCACAUCGGCAUUGAUUUUACAGUGCAUGACCAACAAGGAUGCCACCAACAAGCAUGUCAGCGAGGUCAAGCACUGUGGAAAAGAUGUUACUUGUGUCAGCAUUCCUGCCUAUGAGACUGAUUUCGGGUGGGGAAAGCCGGUUCACUAUUCUCCGUGGAUUGGAGAUGGAAUGGUAUUCAUUCUUCCCAGGGAAGAAGAAGAGGGAACGGCUAUGGAGGUGCAAAUGUCCCAGGAGCAAAUGGAAAGGCUGCUCAAGAAUGCGACUUUAUUUGCGACUAGUAGCACAAGAAAGAAAGGCGGCAAAGUUGUUAUUUUGGAUUCCAUUGAUACCAUCGUCCCUGCAAUCCCCACAAAGCAGCCAUGCUGGGUAUCCCUCACUAACUUGGACAAGAUGCUCUUCAAGAACUCGUACCUGAAGUCUGUGCACUUCUACAAAACCAGUUCCAGUAUUGACAGCUUCAAUCAUAUGGUCUCCAAGAUCAAGGAUUCCCUGUCCAAGGUUCUGGUGGAUCACUACGUGUUUGCCGGGAGACUCCAGGAGAACGAGUGCGGGGAGAAGGCAGUGAAUUGUAAUGAUGCCGGGAUCACGCUGAGAGUUGCGCACACUCUAGCGAGGCUGGACGAGUGGGAGGACUCCAUCGAGGAGGAGCUGAAUGCGCCUGAGUGGCUGAUUGAAAAUAUUCCAGAGGCGCCAUUCUUCCAUAUGCAGGCAAGUUGA